This is a messenger RNA of Larimichthys crocea (large yellow croaker), 2095 nucleotides long. RefSeq names its product unc-93 homolog A (gene unc93a). Bases 325 to 1740 code for a protein of 471 amino acids. The transcript is spliced from 9 exons. NCBI's taxonomy places the organism in Eukaryota, Metazoa, Chordata, Actinopteri, Sciaenidae. The record is from RefSeq and is a predicted model, not a curated record.
CAGGAGCUGCCCAGAGAAACCAUUCUGGCAACCUGGGAAGGCAACGACAACACUUUGACCAGCGACAUGAGAGGGGGAGUUAAUGGUCUGACCAGGAAACUUCUGCAUGAGUCGGGAAAACUUCAUUUCAAAGAUGGUCUGCUAUACCAGCUAUAAACCAGUCAAAGGAGUCAACUUGUCCUGCCCAACCAGUAUUGGUCCUGAAACACCUCCAUGAUGACAUGGGUCAUAUGGGGACAGAGAAGGUCUUGGGCCUAGCUAGAGAUCGUGUGACGUCCAUGAAAUGUAGAGAACCCGUGGAGGUUUUCUUCUUGAGAAGCAGCCAUGAUCAGCCGCAACUUCAAGAAUGUUUUGGUGGUUUCUAUCGGGUUCCUGUCUCUGUUCACAGCGUAUGGAGGCCUGCAGAGUUUACAGAGCAGUCUGAAUGCAGAGGAGGGGAUGGGUGUAGCGUCUCUGAGUGUCAUCUACGCCUCCAUCAUCAUCUCCUCUAUGUUCCUGCCUCCAAUUAUGAUCAAGAAUCUGGGCUGUAAAUGGACCAUCGUUGCCGGCAUGGCCUGCUACGUGUCCUACUCCUUUGGAAACCUGUACCCCGGAUGGUACACCCUCAUGCCCACUUCGGUGAUUCUGGGUUUGGGUGGUUCUCCUCUGUGGUCGGCUAAAUGCACCUACCUGACCAUCGCCGGCAAUUCUCAGGCUGCCAAGGAUGGAAAGAAGGGCUCUGACGUCAUCAACCAAUAUUUUGGCAUCUUCUUUUUCAUCUUUCAGUCGUCUGCUGUGUGGGGAAACCUCAUGUCGUCGCUCAUCUUUGGGCAGGACGCCAAUAUAGUUGACAUCCCAGAGGAGCAGCUGCAGACCUGUGGAACGGCCGAUUGUGGCCUCAGCAUCAACAGCAGCAGCAACAGCACCACCACGAGACCUGAGCAGAAACUAGUGUGGACGCUCGUCGGAUGCUACAUCGGCGUGGGUGUGCUGGCCAUGCUCAUCGUGGCGGUGUUUCUAGACAACAUUGACCGUAAUACGACGAGUGAGUUUCGUGGGAACCGGGAACCGUUCUGGCACACGUUCCUGGCCACGUUUAGACUGCUGAAGGACUGGAGGCUGGUCACCCUCAUCCCUCUCACCAUGUACAGUGGUUUUGAACAGAGCUUCCUCUCCGGGGAGUACACCAAGAACUAUGUGACUUGUGCUCUGGGGAUCCAUUUCGUCGGCUACGUGAUGAUGUGUUUCGGAGCCACCAAUUCUCUCUGCUCGUUUCUCUUCGGGAGACUCGCUCGGUACACGGGGAGAGCCGCGCUCUUCUUUCUGGCUGCUCUCACCAACUUUGCGUGUAUCAUCGCUCUCUUGUACUGGAGACCUCAUCCCAACCAGCUUGGCGUCUUCUUCGUCUUUCCCGCUCUGUGGGGUAUGGCGGACGCUAUCUGGCAAACUCAGACCAACGCUCUUUACGGCGUCCUUUUCCCCCGGGAAAAAGAGGCGGCAUUCGCCAACUACCGCAUGUGGGAGUCGCUCGGCUUCGUCAUCGCCUUCGCCUACAGCACCUUCUUGUGCCUGGAAUACAAACUGUACAUCCUGCUGGCCGUCCUGGUGCUGACAGUUAUCACUUACCCCAUCGUGGAGUACCGCGAACACAAGAAUCCCACGCUGCCCGUGAUCGACGGGACCAGCGACGACUCCGAGAAAGCCUACGAAAAAGGACAAGAGGAGGACGAGAAGAACGUCAUUCGUCAGACACAAAUGUAGAGACUGAAUUUUAAAAAAGGUUUUUCUGUUGGAUUUUUUUCACAUCCUGAUCCGCCGAAUUAAAUAAAUAACGCGACACAGAAUGACGUAAAAUGAAAUAAAACAAUCACACGAGAUGUUUCGGGAUCAGUUUGCACACAGACAAAUGUACGUUCUGACUUACGUACACGUAACUUCUGGAUGUGGUUAUCAAACCGACAGAUUUUUACAGCUACAAAGCAGCGUUGUUUCAUGUCUGUACUGCAAGUUACAGUUGAGUAGAAAUGUCAGUUACGGUCUGUAACUAGCUGGAAUUAUAUUACUUUAAAUUUUAAGAGGCUGAAAACUGUGAAAUGCAAAAUAAAUGUGUUAAUGU